AUGGAUAGGGAAAAUGCCACGCCAUGGGGGGUGCUCACCGGCGCGAGCUCAGACCAGAGGUGGCCCUGCGCAAACAAAGGGAGAGUGGAGGUUGGCCAUGGCCACACUCAAGGUGGGCAGGGCACCGAGAGGAGUAGCCAUGGCCAUGGGGUCCUUGCUGCUGGACGCGUCCAGAAGAGGCAAGGCCGUGCCCCCGCCCGCCCCCGCGCAACCGCCGCGGCGCUCGACGUGUGGACGUCCGAGCCGGCGCCCGUGCAGGAGCGGCGCCGGAAGCUGCUCCAGAUGCUGGGGCUCGCCGGGGACCCCGCCCUGGCGCGCCUCGAGAUGGGCCGAUCGGUCUCCUACGACGACGAGCCUGUGCCCGUCCGCCCGGCGCCGGCCUCGCUGCCCAUCUCCCGAUCCAGAUCAGACGGUGGCGCCGUGCCGGCCUCGGCAACCAAGCCGCCGCUGGGAGGGCGGUCGCCGGGCUCCUCCGAGGCCACGCCCGAAGGGGAGGAGGAGGAGGAGGCCGACCCGAGGUGUCUGAUCCGGAACGUCGACGACGGCAGCGAGUUCGUGGUCAAGGAGGGGUCCGAGCUCCGCGAGGUCGGCACGGGCCGGCAGCUCACCAUGGAGGAGUUUGUUGACCUCUGCGUCGGCCGCUCGCCUAUCGUCCAGGAGCUCAUGCGGCGCGAGAACGUUGCGAGCUCCGGCUCGUCCACCCCCGUCCAGCGCUCCAACUCCGACUCCAGCAACGAAGCGACGCGCCACCGGCGGCGGCGGCGACAUAGCAGCUGGCUUCGGGGCAUCCGGAACGUCGCCGGCUCCGUGGUGGCCAGCUCCCGCGACCGCCGCAGCAGCGACGACAAGGACACGUGCUCGGAGAAAGGCGGGCGCCGGUCCAGCUCGACCACAGACGACAGCCAGGACAGCGCUGGAGCCGUGCGCCACGGCCCGGUGCGCGUUAAGGUGAGGCAGUAUGGCAAGUCGUACAAGGAGUUCAGUGGCCUUUUCAUGAACCAGGAGAUUCAGGCUCACGAUGGCUCCAUCUGGAGCAUCAGGUUUAGUCCAGAUGGCCGGUACCUCGCGAGUGCUGGGGAAGACUGCGUGAUCCAUGUCUGGGAAGUGUCAGAGUUCGAUAGGAAACACGAAGAGAACGGAGCGUGCAAUCCUUUUGUUGCGAUGGUGUGCAACGGUUCGCCGGAGCCAACAUUAGCUGUGGCCAGCAGUGUGGAUGGGAGCAAUCGUGAGAAGAAGCGUCGGGCAAGGUUCUUGGAGGGUCGUAGGUCUGUGAGCUCAGACCGGCUAAUGCUGCUAGAGCAUGUGUUUGCGCUGUCAGAAAAACCGAUUCGGACCUUCAUGGGGCACUCAGAAGAUGUGCCUCAUGACCAAUUUAGUUUGCUGUGAAUUUGACGUGUGGGGUCCAAUUUAAUGGAAGGGGAUUUUGUCACACUUUGUGAUGAUGGCCAAAAUUACCUAACCUUGAGCGUGAUAAAUGGUCACAAGUAGAUUUGCUUUGCACAUUGUCCACUGCUAGCGUCCAAAGAAAUUUCCUUCUUACUUGACAAGCUAGGGUUCAUCCUUGUGUGGCGGGCAGAAUUACAGUCAUGGCUUGGACCUACAUCUGCCACUGAG
This is a messenger RNA of Zea mays, 1614 nucleotides long. RefSeq names its product WD repeat-containing protein 44. Lineage: Eukaryota; Viridiplantae; Streptophyta; Magnoliopsida; Poales; Poaceae. The record is from RefSeq and is a predicted model, not a curated record. The transcript has 2 exons. Bases 1 to 1386 code for a protein of 461 amino acids. Gene Ontology annotation, molecular function: protein binding.